Molecule: messenger RNA, 1918 nt
Organism: Tetrahymena thermophila SB210
Lineage: Eukaryota; Ciliophora; Oligohymenophorea; Hymenostomatida; Tetrahymenidae
Product: transmembrane protein, putative
Exons: 15
Biological process (GO): nucleocytoplasmic transport; activation of GTPase activity
Cellular component (GO): cytosol; perinuclear region of cytoplasm; nucleus
Molecular function (GO): GTPase activator activity; small GTPase binding
Source: RefSeq, a predicted model, not a curated record
AUGAUAAAAUAAAAACAAUAUUUUUAAGAUCUUUUAGAAUUUUAAAACUCUUAACUUUAGUAUCAUUAGGUUCUCCAUAUUGUUCAAAGACCUAAUUAAAUUAAUGAUAGAAGUUAAUCAAGCUUAGGUUAUGCUUUAGUAAAGUGUUCUAGUCUCUCAAAGUUGACACUUGAACUCUAGUCUAAUUAAAUUAACGAUGAAGGUAUAUCAAGCUUAGGUUCUGCUUUAGAAAAGUGCACUAACCUUUCAAAUUUGACACUUCAUCUUAGUAGAAAUUAAAUUGGUGCAAUCGGCUCAUUAAACUUAGGUUCUUGUUUAGAAAAGUAUAACAAUCUCUCAAAAUUGACACUUGAUCUUUUCUACAAUAAAAUCGGUGAUGAAGGUGCAUUAAGCUUAGGUUUUUGGUUAGGAAAGUGCACUAAUCUCUCAAAUCUGACACUUGAUCUUGGUUACAAUAAAAUUGGUGACGAAGGUGCCUUAGGCUUAGGCUCUGGCUUAGGAAAGUGCACUAAUCUCUCAAAUUUGAAGCUUGAUCUUAAUUCCAAUUAAAUUGGUGAUGAAAGUGCAUCAGGCUUAGGUUUUGCUAUAGGAAAUUGCAUUAAUCUCUAAAAUUUGACACUUGGUCUUUUUUCGAAUAAAAUCGGUGAUAAAGGCUCUUCUGGCAUAGGCUCUACUUUAGUACUGUGCACUAAUCUCUCAAAUUUGACAAUUGAUCUUAGUUACAAUAAAAUUAAUGGUGAAGGUGCAUCGGGUUUAGGCUCUGCUUUAGCAAAUUGCACUAAUCUCUCAGAUUUGACACUUAAUCUUUCCUCUAAUUUCAUAGGUAGUGCAGGUGCAUCAGGCUUAGGUUCUGUUCUAAAAAAUGGUUAUAAUCUCUCAAAAUUAACAUUUGAUCUUUGUUCCAAUUUUAUUGGUGAUGAAGGUUCAUCAGGCUUAGGUUCUGCUUUAGCAAAAUGCAUUAAUCUCUCAAAAUUGACACUUAAUUUAUUGGAAAAUUAAAUUAAUGACAAAGGUGCAAUCGGCCUGGGUUUUGGUUUAGAAAAGUGCACUAAUCUCUCAAAUUUGACUCUAAAUCUUGAAUGUAAUUAAAUUCGUGUUGAAGGUGUAUCAAGCUUAGGUUGUGCUUUAUCAAAAUGCACUAAUCUCUAAAACUUGGCAUUUAAUCUUUUUGGAAAUUAAAUUGGUAAUUAAGGUUCUUAAAGCUUAGGUUCUACUAUAUCAAAGUGCUCUAAUCUCUAAAAGUUAACACUUAAUCUAAGGUAGAAGCAGUUUAUUUGUUUUCGAUGUGAUAUUUUUAAAUCAAAAAAUAGAUUUAAAAUAAUCAAUUUUUUUUUGGAUUUAUUUAUUUAAAAUUUUUUAUUUGAUUUAUUUUUCUUUUUUACAAUAUUUUUUCUUCUUCUUUAUUUGCCAAUUUAAGCAAUUUUUACAUUUUUAACUUUUGGUUUAAUUAUAAGUUUUUUUAAUUAUUUAUUUAUUGAUUAGGUUUUUAUUAGAUUUAUUUUAUCUUUUUUAUUCUGCUUAUAUUAUUUUAUAUUAAUUGAUUUUAAAUAUAAAUUUUAAUUUCACACAUUAUUCUGAAUUUUUUUAACCAUUUUGAUUAAUUUAUAUUAUAAGUGAAAACAUAAUCAGUAGAUCAGAGCAGUUGAAAAUAAAGAAAAAAUGUCUUAAAUAAAAAAGAUUAGUAGACUUAAAUAUUUAAUUAAAUUAUUGAAAAUAAGCUUAUGGUCAAAAUAGAUCAAAUAAAAUAUUUGAAUAAUAAAUAUUAAUAUAUAUUUUUUAUAUGAUAAUAUUUUGUAAUAGAAUAAUUUAACCUAAAAUAUAGAUAGAUAGAUUUAUGAUUAUCAUUAUAUUUAUAUAUUUUGGUAAAUUAAUAAAUAACUCAUUAAAUAAAUCUGAAAAUAACCCUAAAUUUGUCAAA